Molecule: messenger RNA, 2973 nt
Organism: Pistacia vera
Lineage: Eukaryota; Viridiplantae; Streptophyta; Magnoliopsida; Sapindales; Anacardiaceae
Product: L-type lectin-domain containing receptor kinase I.8-like
Exons: 3
Coding region: 7-2838 (943 amino acids)
Biological process (GO): protein phosphorylation
Cellular component (GO): plasma membrane
Molecular function (GO): carbohydrate binding; ATP binding; protein kinase activity
Source: RefSeq, a predicted model, not a curated record
GUUANCAUGCGAAGACUAAGGCACAGGAACUUGGUACGACUCCUUGGCUAUUGCAGGCGAAAGGGAGAACUUCUAUUAGUCUAUGAUUAUAUGCCUAACGGAAGCCUUGACAAAAUCUUAUAUGGAAAUUUGAAGCCAAACCUUAAUUGGUUUCAGAGGUUCCGGAUUAUCCGAGGAGUAGCUUCUGGCCUUCUUUACCUUCAUGAAGAGUGGGAACAAAUUGUUCUGCAUAGAGACAUAAAGCCUGCUAAUGUUCUUUUAGAUGUCGAUCUCAAUGGGAAGUUGGGAGAUUUUGGCCUCGCUAGAUUAUAUGAUCAUGGCAGCGACCCACAAACCACCAAACUGGUAGGAACCAUAGGUUAUCUGGCUCCAGAGCUUCUUAAAACUGGAAAAGCAACUACCAGCACAGAUGUAUUUGCUUUUGGAGCUUUUAUGCUCGAGGUUGCUUGUGGAAGGAGGCCUAUGGCUAUGGAGCCUGGAGAGAAAGAUUUGGUUAAUUGGGUCACAGAUUUCUUGAAAAGAGGAGCUAUUAUUGAUGCUAGUGACCCUAGAUUGGAAGGUAUAUACGUUGAGGAGGAAAUGGAAUUGGUUUUGAAACUAGGCCUCUAUUGUUCAGACUCUAACCCAGAAACUAGGCCUAGCAUGAAGCAGGGGAUACAGUAUCUGGAUGGUGGUACUAUGUUACCAAAUACACCACCUGGUAGCAUUGUCAUUGGCGAAUUCACAACACGUAACAAACCUCUUGACAAUGUUGUGUCAUUUCAUUCACUGGUGGGUAGUUCUUCUUACACAACGACUACAAAUGAUUCAAGCCUUACAGUAGCUUUAGCUCUUCGAUCGAUUUAUGUUUGGAUGCUUUUCAAUUUAUCCUUCAUUUGCUUGUGCUCAUCUCUAAAUGAAAACGUGUUCAUCUACAAUCAUGGCUUCCAUGAAGCCAAAUUACAUCUGGGUGAAUUCUCAGAAAUCCACCCCAAUGGUCUAUUGCAGCUAACCAACACUUCUGAGAGGCAAACUGGUCAUGCUUUUUAUCCAUUCCCAUUCAAAUUCAACACAUCUUCCCCUGAAUCUCUUUCCUUUUCCACGAAUUUUGUUUUUGCCAUAGUUCCAGAAUGGGUUAAUAAGGGAGGCCAUGGCAUAGCUUUUGUCAUCUCACCGUCUAUGAACUUUACUGGCGCUGUUGCAGGUCCUUAUUUGGGACUCUUCAAUCUUAAAAACAAUGGCCAGCCUACAAACCACAUCUUAGCGAUCGAGUUUGAUACUAUACAAAACCCUGAAUUUUAUGACAUGGAUGGAAACCAUGUGGGAAUUGAUGUGAACGGCUUGAUUUCUAAUGAAUCUGCUACAGCAACUUAUUAUUCGAAUGAAGAACGGAAGAACAAAAGCUUAGUGCUCAUGAGUGGAGAUCCAAUAAAGGUUUGGAUAGACUACGAUGGUGCUGAAAAAUUAAUCAAUGUGACUCUCUCUCCUGUUCGAAUCGCAAAACCAGAAAGACCUCUCUUGUCAACGCCCCUCAAUCUUUCUGAAGUUCUCUUGGACUCUAUGUAUGUCGGUUUCUCAGCAGCAACUGGCACAACUACAAGUGAUCAUUAUAUUCUAGGAUGGAGCUUCAACAGAAGCGGACAAGCACAAAACAUUGAUGUCUCCAAGCUUCCUCCUGUUCCUGCACACGGGAAAGCAAGUAAGAAACCUGCACUACUGAUGAUUGUUUUGAUUGUAGUAGCGGUGGCUGUGGUUUUUAUAGUAGUCAUUUUAGCUGCUUAUAUUGUGUGGAAGAAGAAAUAUGAAGAAGUAUGUGAAGACUGGGAAAGGGAAUAUGGCCCUCAAAGGUUCCCCUAUAAGAAUCUCUAUAAAGCAACUAGAGGUUUCAAGGACAAAGAGCUUAUUGGAAAAGGAGGUUUUGGAAAGGUUUACAGAGGCGUCCUUCCUUCUAAUGAACAAAUCGCGGUCAAGAGAGUCUCUCACGAUUCGAAACAAGGGAUGAAGGAAUUUGUGGCUGAGAUUGUUAGCAUGGGAAGGCUAAGGCAUAGGAACUUGGUGCAACUCCGUGGCUAUUGCAGACGAAAGGGAGAAUUUAUUUUGGUCUAUGAUUAUAUGCCAAAUGGAAGCCUGGACAAAUUAUUAUACAGCAAUACAGAGCCAAAUCUUAAUUGGUUUCAGCGAUUUCGAAUCAUUAGAGGAAUAGCUUCUGGCCUUCUCUACCUUCAUGGAGAAUGGGAACAAGUUGUUCUACAUAGAGAUAUAAAACCGGGUAAUGUUCUUUUAGAUGCUGAUCUAAAUGGGAGGUUAGGUGAUUUUGGCCUAGCUAAACUAUAUGACCACGAUAGCAAUCCGCAAACCACUAACCUUGUGGGAACUGUAGGUUAUUUGGCUCCAGAGCUCAUUAGAACUGGAAAGGCAACUACCAGCACGGAUGUAUUUGCUUUUGGGGCUUUCAUGCUUGAGGUGGCUUGUGGAAGGAGGCCUAUAGAGCAACAAGGUUAUGGAGUGGUAUAUUUGGUUGAAUGGGUAAUCAAUUGCUGGAAAAGAGGAGCUAUCAUCAAUGCCAGUGAUCCAAAAUUAGAAGGUAUUUAUGCAGAGGAGCAAAUAGAGUUGGUACUGAAACUAGGGCUGUUUUGUUCACACCCUAACCCCGCAGCAAGGCCUAACAUGAGACAGUUGAUGCAGUAUCUGGACAGCGAUGCUACACUGCCAGAUAUAUCACCUAAUAGCAGUUCAAUGGAUGUGUUCAUAAAUAGUAAUGAAGAUUCUAAUAGUGGAAUGUCAUUUCCCACAUUGUUUGAAAGUAGUUCUGCGCAGACCAUGUCUACUUGUGAUUCAGUCCUCAUAGAAGGUCGUUGAAUCAAAUAUCUUAUUGCAAUGGAGCCUUUCUUUGGACUAAUCAUGGUCCAUGUAAAAAGAAAUAUUGUUUCUAAAACUUUCUGCGAGUUUCUCAAACUGAUAGUUCUUGUAUCAUUUUUACUUGUUAUUCUAUUA